AGCCUGCAACUUCUCACACCAAUUUUACAUUUCAGUACUACAGAAGCGAAGCCGAAAGCCCUAAUUGAAACGACGAAGAGAGAAGCCAUGUCUCGAAGGGAGGGUCGGGAUUCAGACUCCAAACGACACCCUUCCAGCAGGUUCGAUAGGGAUCGCAGUCCUAAAAGAACAAGAAGGGAUGGAAAGCCUGAAGCUGGGAGGAUAUCCAGAAAUGCUACUACGGAUGUUGCAGACCAUACGGAUCGUGAUCAGAGGCACCGCCACCGGAAGCAAGAUGCAUUAGCAGUGGAGGCCCCAUCUGCACCUGAUUCCAAGGCAGAAACUGCAUUCGUGAACAAAGAAGUUGUGAUGAAACCCAAUGAACAUCAUCAAGGGGCUAAUUCCAAGGCCCCAUAUUUCCAGCAUGAUGAGCGUGGCAAUGCCAGGCAAGUUGGUCGAAGCUUUAGUCGGAAAGCAUCUAAUGAGCGUGGAUGGAGAGAUUCAAGAGAUUGGCGUAAUGAGAAGGAAGCAGGUCAUGACACACAUUCAAGAGAUGGGAAACCAGAAGUCAAGGAGGAUGAGAAGAAUGUUUGGCGUCAUGACAGGUUUCUAGAAACGGAGGCUAAUCCUGUGCCACCUGCACGUAAGAGGCCUGCAUUUAGGGAGAAGAAAAUUCUAGACCCUGAAUCUUCUGACAAAGCUGCAAUGGAGCCUGUUAAUAUGAACAGAUCUGAUAAUAGUGCUUUUGGAAGUGAAAAACGGGAGGAAAGAGACCAUAAGACUCAACAUCUGGACAAACGUGAGAAAUCAUAUGGAGCUGAUAGGGUAUCAAGCAGAGGAGAAGCACUGAGGGGUGGCUUUCCACCGAGAGAAAGGCAUGCUGGCAAUGGUGGCAAUUAUGGGGGAAGGGAUAGAUAUGGUGGUAGGCAAGGGUAUCACUCAAGUGGCGGUCGAGUGGAGAAAUGGAAGCACGACUUGUUUCAUGAGGCUAAUAGGAGCCCUACCCCGAAGAAUGAAGAGGAUCAGAUUGCAAAGGUUGAAGCACUCCUGUCUUCAUAGAAAUGUGGUAGCAUUUGUCAUGGGUUUUGCUUUGGCAUGCUUUGUUCAAAACAACCUGUUUGUGUUAAAAACAUCGGAUCUGUCCUAAAUUUGUUAAACUAGAGGGUACAUAUACCUCACUGGAGGUGAAAGUUAUGGGUUAUGCCCUGCUUUCCAUUUUGAUAAUAGAUCAUUUAUUUUGUUGC
Messenger RNA from Tripterygium wilfordii, 1223 nucleotides. RefSeq lists its product as uncharacterized. Lineage: Eukaryota; Viridiplantae; Streptophyta; Magnoliopsida; Celastrales; Celastraceae. Bases 88 to 1038 code for a protein of 316 amino acids. The record is from RefSeq and is a predicted model, not a curated record. The transcript is spliced from 4 exons.